UUUCAAUAGCAAGACCCUAUCUUGUAUGCUGUAUUAUCCACAGUAAUGGACAGUCAUACUUGUUUCAUUGUUUCUUUCAAAAACGUAUCCCACUCCCUUUCAUUCCGUUAUAGGGUCACUCAGCUAAACUGUCUACAUGCUGUGGUGGAUCACUUAAUAUGGGACAAAGGCUGAGACAAGAAGAGGGAGGAAGGAACAACAACAGCAAGACCAGAUGCAACAUUGCUGUAGCUUCUCAGGGUGGUGAGGGAGUGGAAACACUGGGAAAUAUAUUUUUUAAAUAUUUGCGUAUUUGUUCAGGAAUUAACUGUGGACUCUAAUUGUAUUAACUCACUGAUAGUACAUGUGCAACAUGCGAUUGCACAUGAUUGGUACUGUGGCUGUCUGUGUCCAGCAACACUUAUUGACACGCCCUCUCUAAAACGUCACUGCAGGUUGCGUCUUCCGAAAGUUUUCUCAGGAGUGAAAGUAGCCAACUUUAGGUAACCGAGAAAGACGCACGAUUCUCAUGAUCCACUCCAGUCGACAAGACAGGUGCCCUUCACAUUGGAUAUGGAGUACAGAAUGACUCGCAGUCCGCUUGGCUUGUGUGUCAUCAUCAAUAACGAACACUCUCAUCGAUCACAGUCGCGAAAAGGUUCAGAUGCAGACACAGAUGCCUUGCGAAAAGUGUUCACCUGGCUUGACUUCUCAGUUCAAUGCCACAAAGACCUGACUACAGAGGAGAUGAAGAGUGUGCUACUGGGCUGUAGUCAGAAGGCAGACGGAGACUGUUUUGUCUGCUGUGUGCUUAGCCGCUGGGAAAAUGGGGGGGUGUUUGGAUGUGACAAUGUCUUCCUUCCCAUCAAAGAUAUGCUUGCUCUAUUUGAAGUGAACAACUGCCCAGCCCUCUCUCGGAAGCCCAAACUCUUCUUCAUCCAGGCUUGCCAAGAAAAUGCAGGCGACAUUGGAACUGACAUCUCUAAAGAAGGAGUCCCAGGCUCGGAUAUUGCGACUACUGUUCAGAAAGAGUUCACAAUGUCAGCCGAGGCGGAUUUCCUUCUCUCUGUGGCUACCGUGGAUAUGUUCCACUCUUUCAGACACCCAGCUGCAGGCUCCUGGUUCAUCCAGUCUCUUUGCAGUCAGCUUAGAGAAGGCAGACUCGGGCAGAGGGACAUCUGCACAAUUCUUAACGAACUCAGUGGACUCUUGGCUAAACCUGUUCUUCAACGUUUCAAUUUCCUCACGAAGAGGCUUGUUUUUCCUAUACACAAACCGGGAAUAUCAGGUGGUGAAAGAUAUUGUCAGAACUACCGACCAACAAGGUGCUGCAAAUCCUGUUCUCACAUCACAGACACCUCCCACUGGGCACUGAUGGAACCCUCUGUCUCGAUAGAGACCGAAGUCCCAGUAUAUAAACACAGAUCUCCUCCAGGAAGUUUUGAGUGUACAGUGUCUGGUUUGCGCUGGGUGUGUGCUGGUGAGGUCACUCUGCAGUAUCACUUCAGCGACCCAUAUGAAUUCAGAGCAGAGGUCGCCAUGUUGCAGUACACACCGAUUAGUUCUUUGAUGGACAUCAAAGUGCUCUCAGGUGAACUGCUGGAGGCCCAUCUGCCCCAUUUUGCCUGUCUGGACGGCGCAGACUCCUCUCUCAGUGAUGCUGUGAGAGUUCUGCGUGGGGCAGACACUGGUAUAACCUUAGAGACCUGCGAGCUGACCCGCUUCCAUGCGAAGCUCCUCAAGCCUUCCUUCUCACUGACAGAAGUCCUGGUGAAAAUCGGCAUCCCACUGAAAACCCACCUGGAGGUGUUAAUCUACCGGACCAGAGUGACACCCUUGGUUCUCUUCACAUACGUGGUGCCAUGGAACGCCUCCAUGAUGCAGAGUGUGAAGGAUGACUUGCGUCAGGAGAGAGUCAAGAAGAUAGAAAGACCCCAGCCUGACACUUCGCUUUGGAUCGACUCCAAAUACAACCUGAGGACAUCUUGCCACUCCGAGAUCACCCCAGAUAAGUACACCCUGAACUACGAAAGGGCAAAUUUCUUUGAGGUCUACAUAAAAGAGCCAGAGGAAUGUUUUGACUUGGAGUUGAUCAGCGGAGGGCAGUCCAUCUGGAAAACACCACUGCAACGUGUUGAUUACGGAGAGACCCAGGAUGUGACACCAGGGGGGGUGAAAAGAGAGGUGAACUACACGAGCAAAGCUGCUACCCCAAGUCUGGAUGAGGGAAGAAUGGCCUCCUUGCCAUACAGAGAGCGGCUGUUCUUGUUUCGGCCGCAUGUCAUCAAGAGAAUAUCAGGAAGUGUACACAGAGUUCUGCUGGAUGGACUCCAAGACCACCAGCCUCCUGUGUUGAGCGGUAGGGAGGCAGAGGAAGUCCUGCAGAGCACCAGUGUGCUGCAGGACCAGGUGACCUCCCUCAUUGACAUAGUGCAUAAGAAGGGAGAAAAGGCAUGUGGCAUCAUGCUUGUGUUGCUCAAGGAAAAGGACAUCUACCUUUAUGAAGACAUUCUCCUGGAACUUCAAGCCAGUCUCUUAGAACACGGGAGCUAGCCACAGUGGUUUGUUGAGAUCACUGCCCUGGGGAGCAGUCCUGGCUGCAGGAGGAAACCAAACAGUGAACGCCAGUGGCAUUGGCUCUGCUCCCAGUGGGGUGAAAGGAGGGGAAAGUUCCAGGAUCCAACAGCUGGACUUCUGUCCUGUUCAUGUCCGGCGUGCAGAGUGAAGUAACCAAAUUGCACACAAAGCAGACCAGUGCAUCUAAAAAUAUGUCCAUGCGGAGACACGUUUUGGAUUUUAUGACACUGUAGUGGACACACAAACUACUUUUAAUGCCUUUUUUUAUAGGAAACCUUUUUAAGAGAUCAUAAUUGUUAGUUAUUUCAUUUUUUCUGAUAUGUACUUGCCUUUUGUAUCAGGUGUUCAUCUGAUUGUACUGAUUAUUUUACCACAUCGUGAAUCCUGCAUAUCAACACUGUUCCAGAUGUAUACUUUGUUUAUUGUGUAUGCUUAUCAGUUGGACAUUGACCAUGAUUUUGUCUUUUAUCUGCUCAUUGACAGCACACUGUACAUGAGUGAAAUUCAUUAAUAAACUUGUAAUGUGGGUGGUAUUACCAGUGCGAGGGCUGCUGCAUUUGUCAAAUUACCAAUGCAUGUGUCUGCUUAUACAUGGUGGGGCCAUUACUUAUUAAUUGUGGCACGGUGGCUCAGUUGCUUGCACUGCUUGCACUGCCGCCUCACAGCAAGAAGGUCAUGGGUUCGAUUCCCAC
This is a messenger RNA of Clupea harengus (Atlantic herring), 3248 nucleotides long. RefSeq lists its product as uncharacterized. The record is from RefSeq and is a predicted model, not a curated record. Gene Ontology annotation, molecular function: cysteine-type endopeptidase activity. NCBI's taxonomy places the organism in Eukaryota, Metazoa, Chordata, Actinopteri, Clupeiformes, Clupeidae. Gene Ontology annotation, biological process: regulation of apoptotic process; proteolysis.